AUGAAUGGUAAAUUAAUAACAUUAGAGGACCUAAACCCUAAUUCUACUGUGCUGCAGCUAAAGCAGCAACUGCAGCAAAGGGAGGGACUAAACCCUGAUCAGCAGAGACUAAUUGUUGGAGGGAGACACAUGAAGGAUGAGGAUACUCUUGAAUCUUAUAAUCUUACUGACAAGACAGUCAUACAUCUGGUGCUGCGCCUGCGUGGGGACAGCUCCUCUGCAGUUCAGAGAGCGCAUGCAGCAUAUUGA
This is a messenger RNA of Eimeria maxima, 249 nucleotides long. RefSeq names its product GM14032, related. Gene Ontology annotation, cellular component: cytoplasm; nucleus. Gene Ontology annotation, molecular function: protein tag activity; ubiquitin protein ligase binding. Bases 1 to 249 code for a protein of 82 amino acids. Gene Ontology annotation, biological process: protein ubiquitination; modification-dependent protein catabolic process. Lineage: Eukaryota; Apicomplexa; Conoidasida; Eucoccidiorida; Eimeriidae. The record is from RefSeq and is a predicted model, not a curated record. The transcript has 4 exons.